CUUAAAACAUUUGAAUGUACAGAAGAUGACUGUGGGAAAGUAUUCAAACGAUCUGAGCAUCUCAAGCGUCAUGUGCGGUCUAUACAUACAAGAGAAAAACCCUUUGAAUGUCCUUAUCAAGCAUGUUGUAAACGUUUCUCAAGAUCUGAUAAUUUGAAUCAACAUAUUCGUAUCCAU
Messenger RNA from Halteromyces radiatus, 177 nucleotides. RefSeq lists its product as uncharacterized. The transcript is spliced from 2 exons. Gene Ontology annotation, biological process: regulation of transcription by RNA polymerase II. The annotation marks the transcript as partial. Lineage: Eukaryota; Fungi; Mucoromycota; Mucoromycetes; Mucorales; Cunninghamellaceae. The record is from RefSeq and is a predicted model, not a curated record. Gene Ontology annotation, cellular component: nucleus. Gene Ontology annotation, molecular function: RNA polymerase II cis-regulatory region sequence-specific DNA binding; DNA-binding transcription factor activity, RNA polymerase II-specific.